Carassius auratus (goldfish) is the source of this 6101-nucleotide messenger RNA. RefSeq lists its product as uncharacterized. Bases 239 to 3196 code for a protein of 985 amino acids. The record is from RefSeq and is a predicted model, not a curated record. NCBI's taxonomy places the organism in Eukaryota, Metazoa, Chordata, Actinopteri, Cypriniformes, Cyprinidae. The transcript is spliced from 2 exons.
AUUACUUUUAAUUGAUGGUAACGUUGUAACUUAACUAACUACUUUCCAAAGUAACUAUACCCAACACUGGUUGUCAAAGUGCCGUGGGUUUAGAGGAAAACCCCUCGAUGAAAGAAAAACGUACCUUAAAGAGCAGUCUAUCUGCUUCAGGUGUUGCAGUUCCACUAAACACAUAGCAAAGGAAUGUGCAGCAGCUGUUAAAUGUAGAGAGUGUAACAGUGAUCGCCAUGUCUCUGCAAUGCACCCAGGAUCAGCUCCAUGGGCAGUGGAAUCUCCAGUAACACAGCAAGAGCAGGACGAGGAGCCUGAAGGUGAUUUAUUAUCUGAGGUUACUUCUAAGUGCACAGAAAUCUGUGGCAAAGCUCUUAGACCUAGAUCAUGCUCAAAAAUCUGUUUGGUGGAUGUCUACCCAUCUAACUCCCCUGGAAAGGCUAAGAGGAUGUAUGUUGUUCUGGAUGAACAGAGUAACCGGUCUCUAGCAAAGUCCGACUUUUUCGAGCUGUUUGAGAUCAAUGGAGAUUCUUUUCCCUAUACUCUUCGUACAUGUGCAGGUACAACAAAGACAAUGGGAAGAAGAGCAGAUAAUUUCAUUGUUAGUUCACUGGAUGGGAAAACUCAAGUGUCACUUCCCACACUCUUAGAAUGCAACAUGUUGCCGGAAGAUCGCGACGAAAUUCCUACUCCUGCAGAAGUACAAUACUUCUCUCAUCUCAAGCCAAUGGCUGACAAAAUACGACCUUAUGAUGCAAACGCUCCCAUUCUUCUUCUUUUUGGAAGGGACAUUUUAAGUGUGCAUAAGGUUCGAGAACAGUGUAAUGGACCUGGUAACCUGCCAUAUGCUCAGCGUCUUGACUUAGGCUGGGUCAUUGUGGGAGAGGUUUGUAUGGGAGGAGUACACAAAUCUGAGACUGCAAAUGUUUUCAGAACAAACAUACUGCAAAACGGACGUACAUCUGUUUUCAUACCCUGCUCAAAAGGAAUUCAGGUCAAAGAACAGUUUGGUACUCCAAAUGAUCAAUACCAAUCCUGCUGUCCUGUCUCAAGCUGUUUUACGGAUCACCUGGGUGAUAAAGUCUUUCAGAGGACUCCUGAGGAUAAUAAGCUUUCACUGUCUGUUGAGGAUAACAUCUUCCUUGAGGUUAUGAACAGAGAAAUGUUCAUGGAUGAGUCAAACCACUGGGUAGCUCCAUUACCAUUCCGUUUACCUCGCAGCCCACUGCCGAACAACCGAGACCAGGCAAUGAAACGUCUUAAUGUCCUCCAGAGCACCUUACAAAGGAAACCCGAGAUGGCCAAACACUUUGUGGAGUUUAUGCGAAACUUGUUCAUCAACCAACAUGCAGAAAUAGCUCCCCCACUGCAGCCUGAUGAAGAAUGCUGGUAUUUACCAAUAUUUGAUGUGUACCACCCUCUGAAACCUGGGAAGAUUAGGGUCGUCUUUGAUUCUAGUGCGCAGUAUGAAGGCGUCUCGUUGAAUAGCAUUCUUCUUCAUGGACCAGAUCUAAACAACAAGCUCCUGGGGGUCUUGGUGCGCUUUCGUAGGGAGCAGAUUGCAGUUACAGCUGAUGUAGAACAGAUGUUUUACUGCUUCAAGGUCAGGGAAGAUCACCAAAACUUUCUGAGGUUUCUGUGGUUCAAGGAUAAUGACCUCUCCAAAGAAAUCACAGAGUACCGAAUGACAGUUCAUGUUUUCGGUAACAGCCCGUCGCCAGCUGUGGCAAUCUUUGGGAUGAGACGAGCAGCUGAGUUUGGAGAAGACGGGCAUGGAAGAGAAGCCAAGCACUUUGUCCAUAAAAAUUUUUAUGUGGACGACGGCCUGAUCUCUGUAUCCAGUGUCGCUGAAGCCAUCAGUCAACUGAAAAACACCAAAAACAUGUUAGCUGAGUCAAACAUCAACCUUCACAAGAUUUUAUCAAACAGCCAUCAAGUAAUGGAAGCAUUCCCUCCAUCUGAAAGAGCAAAUGACCUGAAGGAUCUGGAUUUGAGUGUCGAUCCUCUUCCUCUCCAAAGAAGUUUAGGGUUGAGCUGGAACUUAGAGACUGACUGUUUCACUUUUCAGGUUUCUACAGAAGUUAAACCAUUCACACGACGGGGCAUACUUUCAACAGUUAACAGUCUCUAUGAUCCUUUGGGAUUUGUUGCACCUGUCACCAUGCAGGGUAAGGCCUUAGUAAGAGAGCUGUCAUCAGAGCAGUUUGACUGGGACACGCCACUCCCAUCUGAUAAAGAAGCCCAGUGGAAAGCAUGGACAGAUUCAUUAGCAGAUCUCAAGGAAGUCCAGAUUCACAGACCCUAUGUUCCAGUCUCGAUUUCCAAAACUUCCAAGAGAGAGAUAAUCAUUUUUGCUGAUGCCUCUACAUUAGCCAUAGCAGCGGUUGCCUACCUGAGGGUUGUAACUACAGAUGGUCAGUGUCACAUUGGGUUUGUUAUGGCCAAAUCUAAGUUGGCACCAUACCCUGCUCACACAGUGCCACGUCUUGCUGUCGAGCUGGCAGGUCUGAUUAAAGAAGAGCUGGAUGUGGAACUAACUGCAGUAAAGUUCUACACUGACAGUAGAAUCGUUUUAGGAUACAUCUACAAUACUUCCCGGCGAUUCUAUGUGUAUGUUGCUAAUCGAGUGGCCCAAAUUAGACAUUCCACAAAGCCAGAACAGUGGCAUCACAUUUAUUCAGACCUCAAUCCAGCAGAUCUCGGCACCAGAUUCAUUCCAGCAGCUAUCCUACCUCAAACUAAUUGGUUCUAUGGUCCAGGAUUCCUCCAUCAGCAUUUUCUCGGGGAAACUCCUGAAAAUGAAUCAUUUGAGCUUGUAGAGCCAGAGAAGGAUCAGGACAUUCGCCCACAUGUAGUAACCUUGGCCACGCAGACAACAGAACAGUCUCUGGGAUCACACAGAUUCGAACGCUUCUCUGAGUGGAGAUCUCUUGUAAGAAGUAUAGCCAUGCUUUGCCAUGUUGUAAAAUCAUUUUCUCAAGACAGAAAUAUGGGGGAUUGCAAAGGAUGGCAUUGGUGCAAUAAAUGUCUCCAGUCUGAGUGCACACAAGCAAAGACUUCUAUUAUUAAAUGUGUGCAGCAAGAGCACUAUAAAGAUGAAUUCAAGAGUUUGGAGAAAGGUGAAGAAAUCUCACAGCGAAGUGCUCUGAAGAGACUAUCUCCCUUUGUAGACACUGAAGGACUUAUUAGAGUGGGAGGUCGCUAACAAUCAGCAGAACUGUCUGAACAGGAAAAACGCCCACUAAUAAUUCCAGCAAGUCAACACGUAGCCACGUUGUUGGUCAGAUACUACCAUGAUCGAGUGGCACAUCAAGGACGACAUCUAACUGCCGGUGCAGUACGUUCAGCAGGUCUCUGGAUUGUAAAAGGAACUAAACUAAUCAACCGUGUGAUUCAUCAGUGCGUUUUCUGUAGGAAGUUAAGAGGCAGACUCGAAGAACAGAGAAUGUCAGAUUUACCUAUGGACAGAGUGAAAGUGGAUCCCCCAUUCACUCAUGUGGGUCUGGAUGUUUUUGGGCCAUGGAACAUAAUAUCACGCUGCACUAGGGGUGGCAGUGCUGAAAGUAAAAGAUGGGUUGUCAUUUUCUCUUGCUUAAGUACAAGGGCUGUCCAUUUGGAAGUCACUGAGUCCAUGUCAACCUCAAGUUUCAUUAAUGCCCUCAGACGGUUUUUGGCAGUUCGCGGACCAGUCAAACACUUCAGAUCUGACAGAGGAACAAAUUUCAUCGGAGCCUGUCGAGAACUGAAAAUCAAUGCAGAUGAUCCAGAACUAAAAGGUUACUUGCAGGAGCAAGGUUGCGUAUUGACAUUUAAUGCUCCCCACUCUUCCCACAUGGGGGGAGCUUGGGAAAGAAUGAUCCACAUAGCACGGAAUAUUCUGGAUGGAUUGCUGCUAAAAACCGGCCUUUCCCGUCUUACCCAUGAGGUUUUGACUACUCUCAUGUCCGAAGUCAUGGCAAUAAUGAAUGCUAGACCUUAACUUCCUAUUUCUUCUGAUUCAGACACAUUGGAAGUUCUGUCCCCUGCCAUGCUCCUCAAUCAAAAGGCUAGCACUGUACCAGCACCUCUUGGGGACUUUGACAUUAAGGACCUCUACAAGAAAGAAUGGCGACAAGUUCAGUGUCUGGCGGAUGCUUUUUGGAAAGCUUGGAGGAGAGACUAUCUUGCAACAUUGCAAGUACGGAGGAAAUGGACUGAGAAAAGAAGGAACCUUGAGGAAGGUGAUGUUGUCUUGCUUAAAGAUACCAAAGUGAAACGUAAUGAGUGGCCAAUUGGACUCAUUGUGAAAACCAUACCCAGCAGUGAUGAUAAUGUGAGGAAGGUUGAGGUAAAGAUAGUUAGAGAAGGAUCUGCUAAGGUAUAGCUAAGGCCUGUCUCUGAAGUAGUACUACUCCUGCCUGGGACGUCGCAGAAGGAUCAAUAAUUGUAUAAUAAUUUAUUAUACCAGGCGGGGAGUGUGCUGUUACUUAUGUCUAGAAGUGUUUCUUUUCCGCCUCCUACUGGACAUUUAAGGUACUGCACUGUAUUUGCCGUUUACUUUCAGUUUCUCUCAGUGAAUGCAGUCGGGAAGAACGCUCAUACAGUUCCUAUGGGCUAUUGAUUCCAUCGUUAAAACCUUGGAAAUAUAUGUCUUUUUACAUAAAAGAAGUGAGAAGAACAAUCACCAGUAAAGUCACUAAAGUUACGAAGACUGCUUUCUGGAGUUCUUUUCUGAAAUUGUACGCUAUCUGUUAAGCCUUUGCUCAAGCAACGCAAUUGGUCAGAACAGAAUAAAGAUUCUCUUUUAACUGUUACUGUUGCCAUGUUUGUCCAUGUUGUUGUUGUUGUUGUUUUCUUCUUCUUCUUUUUCUUCUUCUUCUUCUUCUUGAAUGUUAGUUAUUAUUAUAAUUCUGAAUGUUAUGAUUCAGAGCCGUUUCUCUUGUCAGCACUAAAUCACCAGUCUAAAAUUUAAAGAUAGUAUUUUCGCUCUAAUGGCACACACGUUAGUCUUGUAGCUACAGGUUAUUCUGUUCUCAGCCAACUCUUUCUCGAUUUGUUGUUUCCCUGCCAUGGGUACAUUACAUUCCUGUCAUAAUUGCUUGCUGUAUUUGCUUGAUAUAAUUGCUUGCUGAACAGUUUGGCAACAAAUUAAUGCUUACAAUUAGACAAAAUAAGAAAAAAAAAAAAAAAAAAAUAACAAAAUAAUAGCUCAUCUUUUCAAUUUAUGUAAUGAUUUCAUCAUUGCUCAGCUCAACAAAGGAUCUCAAUUUAAAAGUUGCAUAAGCAAAUACUGUCCUUUAAUCUGUAAAAUUAAAGCUCACAUUAGAUUCAUAUUAUCAUAGGUGAAUAAAACUGUAUAAAAAAUAAAUAAAAUCUAGAUGGUGAUUAAAAAUGCAUGAACAGGCAAAAUAAAUGUUUUUUUUUUUUAACUUUGUGGGACAGAAUCUGGAAAUGAAGACGUAAAUUGAGCUGUCAUUCGAGAAGAGGAUGUUGGUAUUCGAGAAGAUGUUAAUGUAGCUGAUAUCAAUGUUGAAGCAGUAUUGCAGUUGUUGUUGACUAAGUAGUAGAUUUAGGUGCAAGUGAUUGACUGGAAGAUGUUGGUUGAGAUUUAGAUAAUAAUACAGUUGAUGUAGAACUUUGAGUCACGGAUGUUGAUGCACAUGAUGAAUAUGCUGGUGCAGUUGUUUGAGCUGUAGAAGAUGUGCUAAAUGUUGGUACAGUUAUUGUUGUUUGAGCUGUAGAUCUUGGCGCAGUUGAUGUAGAUGUUAAUGCAGUUGUUUGAGCUGUAGAAGUAAUGUAGAUACUAGGAUAGUCAUUAUUGACUGAGUUGUAGAUGAUGCAGUUCAUUUAUAUGUUGGUACAGCUCUUGAUUGAGCUGUGGAUGUUGGUGCAGUUGUUGUUUGAGUUGUAGAUGUUAUCACAGUAAGGUUUUAAGGUGGUGGCAUUUGUUGUUGUUGACUAAGAGGCAGAUGUUGGUACAGCUAAUGCAGAUGUGGGAGCAAUUGCAGUUGUUGUUGAUUGGGUUGUAGGUGUUGUUGCAGCUGAUGUAAAUGUUUAAAGAAGUCACAAAUGACUUAUUUUCAAUAUAAAAAGUGAUUGUGGACUGGAUAUUUUUUUUUUACAUUUUAUCA